AUGGGGAAAUUCGUCUACGCCUGCAAUUACGCAAACCGGACCAAAAAGAUCACCAAUGCGUACCAGUGUCCAAGUAACAAGGACGAGAUAACAAAGAAGAAGAAGAAACUAACGAAUGAACAGUUAGCUUCACUUGAAGAGAGUUUUCAAGAAGAUAUCAAAUUAGAUUCAGACAGGAAGCUGAAGCUGUCAAAGGAGCUUGGUCUGCAGCCACGUCAGGUAGCGGUAUGGUUCCAGAACCGCCGUGCGAGGUGGAAGGUGAAGCAUCUUGAGGAGUCUUACGACUCGCUUAAGCAACAGUACGACGUUGUUUCACGUGAGAAUCAAAUGCUUCACGAUGAGGUGAUGAAGCUGAGAGGUAUAAUACUAAAAGAGCAAUUGAUGAGGAGGCAAUCAAAUCUGGACAGCAAUCAAAUCGCCGGAGGAAAUCAAAUUUAUGGUAAUACGACGCUCGUUGCUCCUACGAGCUGGCCUCCGAUAUCGCAGCCGCCUUACCCGUCGUGGUAA
This is a messenger RNA of Thlaspi arvense, 507 nucleotides long. Lineage: Eukaryota; Viridiplantae; Streptophyta; Magnoliopsida; Brassicales; Brassicaceae. The record is from the annotation of a GenBank genome assembly.